GAAUACACAAUUACAAACUGUUCGAUAGAAAGAAAAAAAUGAAAAAUUUUAAAUAUUCGUGGAUGUUUUGAACACACAAUUAGAAACUUAUUCAACGCACACAUAAGGUAAUUCAAGAUUUUCAAUUAAAACUUCCUAAAUAUGCACCCUUGUGUAUUCUCCUCCUCCAUUACCCUAUAUAUGAUACUCUUAUUCUCCACCUCCAUUACAAGUUCAAGUCACAAAAUCUUCUUCUUCACCAACGUAUUCGCUUUCUUUCACAGCCCAAAAAAAAAAAAAAAGUCUCUUUCUCUCUUUAUUCUUACCGUUUUUUUUAGCAAACAAAUGGGUCGGAGAAAGAUCAAGAUGGAGAUGGUUCAAGACAUGAACACAAGACAGGUUACCUUUUCAAAACGGAGGACAGGUUUGUUCAAGAAGGCUAGCGAGCUAGCCACGCUCUGCAACGCUGAGUUGGGUAUUGUUGUCUUUUCACCGGGGGGCAAGCCUUUCUCUUACGGGAAACCGGAUCUCGAUUCUGUUGCAGAUCGAUUCUUGAAGGAAUAUGAUGAUAAUGAUGAUUCAGAUAGUGGCGAUGAAGAAGGAAGAGGUCGUCGUACUAGACCUAAACUGAAGAGGAUGAGUGAACGUCUUGAUACGCUCAACCAAGAGAUUGAAGCUGAGAAGAAACGAGGCGAAAAGGCUCAAGAGAAGCUUGAGUCUGCUGGGGAUAGGAGAUUCAAGAAGUCCAUCGAGGCGCUUACUCUCGAGGAACUCAAUGAAUACAAAGACAAGCUUGAGACAGUCCAUGAUAGGGUCCAAAGUGAUGCCAGUCGCAUUCAGGCUUCGUCUGAUCUCGUACUUCUCUCCAACGAUANCCUUGUGUAUUCUCCUCCUCCA
Camelina sativa (false flax) is the source of this 876-nucleotide messenger RNA. NCBI's taxonomy places the organism in Eukaryota, Viridiplantae, Streptophyta, Magnoliopsida, Brassicales, Brassicaceae. The record is from RefSeq and is a predicted model, not a curated record.